Messenger RNA from Drosophila rhopaloa, 905 nucleotides. RefSeq names its product elongation of very long chain fatty acids protein F. The transcript has 2 exons. Gene Ontology annotation, molecular function: fatty acid elongase activity. NCBI's taxonomy places the organism in Eukaryota, Metazoa, Arthropoda, Insecta, Diptera, Drosophilidae. The record is from RefSeq and is a predicted model, not a curated record. The coding region runs from base 24 to 800 and encodes 258 amino acids. Gene Ontology annotation, biological process: fatty acid elongation, monounsaturated fatty acid; very long-chain fatty acid biosynthetic process; fatty acid elongation, saturated fatty acid. Gene Ontology annotation, cellular component: endoplasmic reticulum membrane.
UAAGACGCCUACUGGACGCGAAUAUGUUGAAUGUGUUCGACAAGCCUUUUGCGGAUCCUGUCCAGCUCCCGCUGGCAGGCAGCAUUCGAUCUUCGGUGAUCAUACUCACGGUUUACCUGCUGUUCGUGCUGAAACUAGGCAGGAUUCUGAUGGAAAAACAUAAUCCUCUGCAGCUACGCGGUGUCCUGAAGGUCUACAACAUCGGACAAGUCCUGUUUAACACGGUGAUUUUUGUGUGGGGAUGUUACCAUAUUUUCGUGUCUAGGCCUUACAACCUGAGCUGCAUGAAUGUGCUGCCACAGGACCACGAGCUGAAGUCCACGGAGAGGACCCUGUCCUAUCUAUACCACCUAAACAAGGUGCUUGACCUGAUGGACACCAUCUUCUUUGUGCUGCGCAAGAAAUCAAGACAGAUUACAUUCCUGCACGUGUUUCACCACGCGUUCAUGGUGUUUACAUCACACUUGUUGAUCCGGUUCUACGGUUUCGGCGGCCACGUCUUGCUAAACUGCAUGUUCAACGUCCUGGUGCACAUGGUGAUGUACGGCUACUACUACGCCUCCUCGCAGAGCAGGAAUGUGCAGGAGAGCCUCUGGUGGAAGAAGUACAUCACCUUGGGCCAGCUGGUGCAGUUCCUCAUGAUGUUCCUCCACUGCGCCUACACCUAUAUCCAGCCCAACUGCUCGGCCUCGCGGGGCGUCAUCUACGUCAUAAGUACGGCGAGCGCCUUCAUGUUUGUGAUGUUCUCCCAGUUUUACAUUAAGACCUACAUUCAACCGAAGGUGGUAAAGUCCAACUGAUUGCUUUUGCGCCACUGUGCUGAAAUAAAAUACCUAGUAAUUUAAAUUUGCGACACAAUCAAUUUGAAGCCUAAAAAUCUCUUACUUAAAACAUGGAUGCUAAAU